This is a messenger RNA of Naegleria fowleri, 1299 nucleotides long. RefSeq lists its product as uncharacterized. NCBI's taxonomy places the organism in Eukaryota, Heterolobosea, Eutetramitea, Acrasida, Naegleriidae. Bases 1 to 1299 code for a protein of 432 amino acids. The transcript is spliced from 2 exons. The record is from RefSeq and is a predicted model, not a curated record.
AUGAUUUCCUCACAAGAGACUUCUUCUUCCACUCAACCUAGUGCUGAUCUCGCCGAACGAUUUCUUGCAGCUGUUAUUCUUGGUGCAGUCGGAGAUGCCAUUGGCUAUCGAAAUGGAUCAUGGGAAUUCAAUACCGAUGGUGAGAGCAUUCAUUACGAAUUAAAGAAAUACUAUGGAAGUUUGGCAGGUAUUGAUGUGAAGGGAUGGCGUGUGAGUGAUGAUACAGUGAUGCACUUGGCCUCUUUAAGAGCUCUCAACACUUUUAUGAAACAUCAACAACAACAACAACUCACUUUACAUAAUCCAAAAUUAAUUUAUUCCUUUGAUGAGAAGGAUCCAAACAGUUGUCAAGAAUUUAUGAAACAAUUUGUCGAUCCACUCAUGCAAGAAAUGAGUAAGGAAUAUAUUAUUUGUUGGGAUGAUAUGGGAGGAAGAGCUCCAGGACCUACUUGUGGAAAAGGUGUUCGAUUUUUGGAGAGUAAGGGUGUGGAUAAGUGGCAAUUAUAUCCCUAUGAUUCGAGAGGUGGAGGUUGUGGUGGUUCCAUGAGAGCAAUGAUGAUUGGUGCAUUGUAUGGACCACAAAGACGUGACAUGUUGAUUGCGGCGAGUGUUGAAUCUGGAAGAUUGACUCAUAAUCAUCCUAAUGGAUUUUUAGGUGCAUUGGUUUCUGCACUUUUCACAGCCUAUGCUUUGGAAAAGACCAUUCCACCAGCUCAAUGGGGUGUCAUGUUUUUGUAUGAUAUCAUGCCAAGAACAAAAAUUUAUUUAGAAAAAGUUGCUAUGAGAGAUUGGCAAGUGAUGGAGAGUGAAAUCACAAAAUUCGAACAGAAAUUUGCACAAUAUUUGAAAGAACGUUCCUUGUAUUUGGAUGAACAAGUAGUUAAAUUGGCUCUCUCUGCCCAACACAAAUCACCAGAAACACUUUCCAAUGAAGAAAAACAUGCAUUGCAACAAGUCACAUAUUUGCAGCCUCAAUUUCCAAAAGAAUACGGAAUUCAAGAACGUGAUGACUUUUAUCGAAAAUGGUCUUUCAGUGGUUGGGCAGGUGCUUCCGGAGAUGACUCGUGUAUCAUUGCGUAUGACUCAAUUUUGUUUGCUGGACCCAAUAAUUAUGAAGUGAUGAUGCUUCACUCUGCCCUUCAUGCAGGUGAUUCAGAUUCGACCGGAACGAUUGCAGCGGCAUGGUAUGGAGCCAUGUAUGGAUUCAAUAAUGUAUUCAAGAAGAAUUGGGAGAAUAUUGAAAAGAAGCAAGAAAUGACUGAUCUUGCUGCAUCCUUGUAUGAGCUCUAUAAGCUUUAA